Messenger RNA from Plutella xylostella (diamondback moth), 924 nucleotides. Its product is annotated as histone-lysine N-methyltransferase SETMAR-like. NCBI's taxonomy places the organism in Eukaryota, Metazoa, Arthropoda, Insecta, Lepidoptera, Plutellidae. The record is from RefSeq and is a predicted model, not a curated record. Gene Ontology annotation, molecular function: nucleic acid binding.
AUGGAGCAAAUUGAACAAAGAGCCGUCAUCAAGUUCCUCACCAAACAAGGAAAAAGUCCAAAAAUGAUAAUGGAAGAAAUGGAAGCUGUUUACGGAACUCAAUGUCCUUCGAAGACAAUGAUCUACAAGUGGAAUGGACUUUUCAAACAUGGAAGAGAGUCAAUUGAAGAUGACCCCCGCUCCGGACGCCCCGUGGAGGUCACGACGUCGGAUAUCGUCGAAAAAAUCGAAAAACUUGUAGUGGAGGAUGCCAGAUUAAAGAAGAAACAAUUAUCUGCGUUAACUGGCGUAUCCGAAACUACCAUUUUAAGAAUAUUACACGACCAUCUUGGCAUGACAAAAGUAAGCGCAAGAUGGGUGCCAAGAAUGCUCACGCCCGUUCAAAGGAAACAGCGAGUCGACGCGUCAAAGCACUUUUUGGAGCUGUGUGGUGAAGAACCGGCUGCAGUUUUGGACCGAAUUGUUACUGGUGACGAAACUUGGGUGCAUCAUUAUGAACCUGAGUCGAAACAAGAAUCGAUGCAAUGGCAUAAAAAAGGUACGCCACCCCCCAAGAAGUUCAAGGUGUCAGAAUCGGUCGGGAAGAUUAUGGCUACAGUUUUCUGGGACACUGAAGGAAUUUUGUUGAUCGAUUACAAAGAAAAAGGUGUCAACAUAACCGGAACAUACUACGCAUCGCUCCUGCAAAAGUUAAAGGAGGCUAUCAAAGAAAAGAGACGAGGAAAAUGGUCCCGUGGGGUCCUUCUUCUGCACGACAACGCGCCCGUUCACAAGUGCCACACUGCGACGGCUGCCUUAUUCAAUUGUGGAUACGAAUCGCUAAUUCAUCCACCUUACAGUCCAGACCUGGCCCCUAGCGAUUAUUAUUUGUUUCCAAAAUUGAAAAAAGAGCUCAGGGAGAUUAUGUGUGGAGCUGUGGAGUAA